This is a messenger RNA of Megachile rotundata (alfalfa leafcutting bee), 3583 nucleotides long. It is a transcript of the gene Tfb1, whose product is annotated as transcription factor B1. The record is from RefSeq and is a predicted model, not a curated record. Lineage: Eukaryota; Metazoa; Arthropoda; Insecta; Hymenoptera; Megachilidae. Gene Ontology annotation, biological process: DNA-templated transcription; nucleotide-excision repair. Gene Ontology annotation, cellular component: transcription factor TFIIH core complex.
AUGCGUCCGCUGAUGUGUGUUUCUGCACAUGGCCGUGCCGCCCAACGGGCUUCUGCAUUGUUCCACAGUUUUUCGCACUUUACUACCGGUAAAUGGAUCCAUUGUAAUUAGAUUUCCUAUUCCCACGAUUAAAAAUCACGCGUUUUGUGCCUUAAACUAUACAAAAAGCUUUUUCCGUGUCGAUAACUAUAAUUAAUGAAUCAAAAAGGUUAUAUUUAUUAUUUUUAGAAGAAUUGUAUUGUAUAUUACAACAUCCACCAUGACUACAUCAUCAGAAGAUGUUCUAAUGCAAGUGGGACAAGUCCGUUAUAAAAAAGGAGAUGGUACUUUGUAUGUCAUGAAUGAACGAAUUGCUUGGAUGCUUGAUAACAGAGAUACUGUAUCUGUCAGUCACAAAUAUGCUGAUAUUAAAUUGCAAAAAAUUUCACCAGAAGGAAAAUCAAAAAUACAGCUACAAGUUGUACUACAUGAUGGUUCAUCGUCUACCUUUCAUUUUGUAAAUAGAAAUGGGCAGGAAGCACAAAUUAAGGAUCGUGAUGAUGUAAAAGAAUUACUUCAACAGUUACUACCAAAAUUUAAAAGAAAAGUAAAUAAGGAGUUAGAAGAAAAAAAUAGAAUGCUUCAAGAAAAUCCUGUACUACUUCAGUUAUACAGAGAUUUAGUUAUAACACAAGUUAUUUCAUCUGAAGAAUUUUGGUCACAACAUGCUGCAGAAUAUACCCAAGCUAAGAAAAGUCAACGACAAGAAAUAGGAGUUAAUAGUGCUUUUUUGGCUGAUAUAAAACCACAAACUGAUGGUUGCAAUGGAUUGAAAUAUAAUCUAACUGUUGACAUAAUAGAAUGCAUUUUUAAAACUUAUCCAGCAGUCAAAAGAAAACAUCAAGAAAAUGUGCCUCAUAAGAUGUCGGAAUCCGAUUUUUGGACAAAAUUCUUUCAAUCGCAUUAUUUUCAUCGAGAUCGUAUCAAUGCAGGGACCAAGGAUCUUUUUACCGAAUGUGCCAAAAUAGAUGAUCAAGAACUUAAAAAAGAUAUUCAGUCGGGAAUCGAUGAUCCGUUGGUGGAUAUAACUUCUUUUGAAGAUCAAAGUCUAGAUGAAAACUAUGGGAAUGGACCUAGUAAAUCUGACAAAGUUUCAGGAAAUAUUGUACAUCAAAGUAUGAUUAAGAGAUUCAAUCAACACAGCAUUAUGGUUUUAAAAGCCAGCACUGCCAAGCAAUCUACACAAUCUGCUCAACCACAACUAAACGGAUCAACUCCAUCGGCAAGCAAAACUACAGUACUCUCUAAUCAAUUAGAUGAACGACCAAAGACUAAAAAACUUAGAAUACAAGAAAAAUUAAUUUACGAUGAUCUCGAUACCGCUCAUGAUACAAACACGAAUAAUAGCACACCAUUAAACUUGACACAUAUAGACAGGUAUUUACAUGGUCCAGUACCAGGAUAUAGUAAUACAGAACCAACGUCUGAGGAACUUCUUGUAACGUUAAAUCAGUUAAAGAAGGAAGCAAGUGGUUGGUUAACAGCAAAUAGUAUACCAAGACAAUUGGCAACGUCAUUAGUUAGUCCAGCCGCUGCAGUCUCAGCUCUGGGGGAAUUAACUCCAGGUGGUUCUUUAAUGAAAGGUUUCAGAGAAGAAAGUCUUGGACAAUUGAUACCAAAGGAUUUAGAAAAAGAAUUACGCAAUGUAUAUGUGUGUACAUGUGAACUUUUAAGACAUUUUUGGCGUAGCUUUCCACCUACAACACCUCAGCUUGAAGAAAAAGCAGUUAGAAUGCACGAAGCUCUACGUAGAUUUCAUUCUGCAAAACUUAAACCUUUUGAAGAUCGUGUUCAACGAGACUUCUCUGCCGUUAGUCAACAUUUAACAAGUCAUUUAAAUCAGUUACUAAACACAGCAUACCGAAAAUUCGCAGUUUGGCAACAACGUAAGAUGCAAAUGAGGUAGCCAUUGAAUAACUUACCGUAAAAUUAAAAAUAACAUGAGUAAAGCAGAGCAAUAUUUAUAUAUAUAUAUAAAUAUAUGUAUAUACAUAUAUACAUAUUGCAUUUUGUAAUGUUACCGUAAAUAGGAAUUAAUAUGGGUGUAUUUCACAAAAACCAAAGCUGAAUCGUGUCAUGCAUCCUGUGCUGCCACAUAUUGUUAAUUUAUUCUUACAUAACCAUGUUUAUUACUGUUUUAAAACUUUCAUAAGUGUGUUAUUUGAGUUCAUUCGAAAAAAAAUAUUUCAUUAAUAUUUUCGUAACGUCGUUCAUAGUUUAUUUAUUUACUUUUUGUAGACUAUUAUGUAUCAUUUUACGUGUCAUACAUUGGUAAAUUACAAUUGUCAUGAUAAGAUUUUGAAAAAAUUAAAGAAUUAAAAUUUAUGAUUAUGGAAAAAGAUAUUAAAUAUAGAAUCGAGUUGAUAUUUAUAAAUUUCUUUAAAAAAGCUAUGAUUGCGUAUAUAAUAUUUAAGGUUUGUAAAAUGAAAUUAUUUAGAGAAGUGUAUGUAAAAAAAAUUAGCUAAAUACUGUACGAUAUCAAAGUAGCUGUGAUACCGUCACUGUAUCAUUAAGCUUAUUUAUAGAUUUUGUUUCGAUGUUUUCUUUCUUACGAAUAAAUGUUUUAUAUUCAUUUCAAUAGAAUUAGGAUACCAAAGUUUUUUUCGUGGCAUACUCAUUAUAAAAAUGAAGAGCACGUUUUAUACAAUUACUAAAAGUGUAAUUCAUAAAAUAUAAAUUUGUAUUGUUAAACUUGAAAUGAAUUCAUAAAUUUUACCAAAAGAAAAAAUUAUAAACAUAACACACAGUGACAUCAGGAUACUUUUUAUGAUAUCUGCGAUAUACUCAACUAAGUGUCUUAAUUGUUGAAUGCUACUUUUUUUUUAUAAUGUCAGAUAUGAUAAUUGGCAACAUAAACUGCCUGCUCACUUUCCCUAUAGUAGCAAUAAUUUGGCAGUUGUUAAAAUAGAUGAUACCUAUUUCAAUCAGUAACAAAUCUCAGUGAUCAUCAUACUCGCAAAUUGCACUAUAAUUACUAGUACGAUAACAAUUAUAAAUAUAUUCUUACAUUAUCAUUACAAUAAAUGUUAUUAUUGUGAAUAUAAGUGAAUUAAUUAAUGAUACCUGUGUAAUAAAUAUUCUUAAUACUGCUAAAAUUAUAAACCAUAACUUUCAACAAUUAUAUCAGAGAUAAGAGUUAUUUCUAAUUAUUUUAAUUUUCUUAAAAAGUCCCGCCUGUUGAUCAUUCUCUCUCGAUCAUUCUCUAUCUGUACGAUCACUAGAUGGCGCAAAUGAUUGUUGAUUUUGUUCAAAAUGGCGGCCUAUAAUGGGCACUACGGGGUAACAUUGUUCGAAUCCCCGCGAUAAAUGAGCCCAUGCGAAGUUAACUCGCCGCGGUGUGUGUGCGAGUACCGGGUCUAGAGUAUAUCCGGAAUGUACACUUUUCUUCGGAUGAUUAAAUCAUGUGAGCGAAACCACGGUGCCAGCCGAUCGUAUGUCGUGCAUUGGCCAAGUUUGUGUAGCCAUAUUUAUUGUGUUAUUCGGCAAGACGUUAUAUCUUAUACACCGGUAAAUGUAAUUGCUAAUAAAAACAUAUGGCUAUUUA